CUCCCUUAGUAUGACGAUGGCGGUUUCGCUGUCAGGCACGUUUCUCAAGUUUAGUGCUGGCUUACUUUUGAAGAAGAAAUCAUGCCUGUGCAUGCGACAUGUGAGGCAUCGGAUGAAGUGGAGACCGAGUGGAAAAGCUCUCGACCUAACAAAAACAUUGGAAGAAAAAUUAAAUGACAUGCAGACAGCUGAUCCCGAGCUGGAUAAAGAAAUCAACAUUGGUUUCCCCCUGCAGCAGGACUCUGUGUCUGAGAGGAUGAGACAGCGGGCGUGGCAGACGACUCGAGGCUCCAAGGAGGUGGAGGCGAGAGAAAGACGGUUGAAGGUUGUGCUGGACGAUGUCAAGGAGGCGUGGUUACACGAGUACGGGCCUCGACACAUACGAUCAAUAGUCGGCCACUACGGUAUCUACCGAGACCUCUUUGAAGGAGCUUACUUCUACCCCACGGUGCACCUCAACAUCAGCUACGAUUACGAUGAUGAGUUUAUGACGCCGGUUUACACCGGUAACAAGAUCCCGCCUGCAGAGACUGGCCUAGCACCAAAUGUACAGUACGAGAGUGACCCAGAAACACUGUGGACACUGGUCAUGUCCAGUCCAGAUGGUCAUCUGGCAGAUAGCCAAUCAGAAUGCUUGCACUGGAUGGUAGGCAACAUACCAGGCAGCAGUGUUGAUAAAGGGGAGACAAUCUGCGACUACAUUCAACCAUUUCCUCCAAGAGGUGUCGGCUUCAUGAGAUACGUGUUUAUUUUGUACAAACAGGACAAAAAGAUUGACUUCAGUAAAGAGAAAAGACCACAAAAAUGCCUUUCACUGAAGGACAGAAAAUUUAAAACGUUUGACUUCUACAGCGAUCGCCAAGACGUUCUGACCCCAGCCAGCCUGGCGUUCUUCCAGAGUGAAUGGGACAUGUCUGUUCAGCAGUUGUUCCGUCAUGUUUUAGAUAUGCCUGAGCCUGUGUUUGAGUUUAUUUAUCCACCUCCAUAUCACCCCGUUCAGAAGAGAUAUCCCAUUCGGCAGCCAUUUAAUUUGUAUCUAGACCGUUACAAAGAUGUUAAAGAAAUUCAGGAGGAGGUUCUGAAGGAGAAACUCAAACGAAUCUCACCAUUUGCGCCUCAUCCCCCCAGCCCAAAAUACCCUGGACUGAAACCCCUCCCCCUAAAUAUGCCGAGCUGGCUGAAAACGAAGGUGAGGAACAUGCGGUUCAGAAGACAUCAGUGGAAGGAUUUGCCAGGGGAAAGGCAGUGAACUGUAUGGAAUUCUGGGAGUUUCUGUUUAUCAGUACAGAAGACUGUAUAUCUGUGUUGAUGACAUAUUCUGAAGGAAUUUAAUUUGUGUGAAAAAAUGUGAAAGAAAUUAAAAACUACAUUAAUUAAAA
Molecule: messenger RNA, 1379 nt
Organism: Gigantopelta aegis
Lineage: Eukaryota; Metazoa; Mollusca; Gastropoda; Neomphalida; Peltospiridae
Product: 39S ribosomal protein L38, mitochondrial-like
Exons: 8
Coding region: 11-1249 (412 amino acids)
Cellular component (GO): mitochondrial large ribosomal subunit
Source: RefSeq, a predicted model, not a curated record